Molecule: messenger RNA, 540 nt
Organism: Aspergillus affinis
Lineage: Eukaryota; Fungi; Ascomycota; Eurotiomycetes; Eurotiales; Aspergillaceae
Product: F1F0 ATP synthase subunit delta
Exons: 6
Coding region: 1-540 (179 amino acids)
Biological process (GO): proton motive force-driven ATP synthesis
Molecular function (GO): proton-transporting ATP synthase activity, rotational mechanism
Source: RefSeq, a predicted model, not a curated record
AUGAGCUCUCUCCGCUUUGCUCGCUCUGCCUUCAGGGCUCGUCCCUCCGCCUUCCGCGUUCCUCUUCAGCGCAGAGGUUACGCCGAGGCUGUGUCGGACAAGAUCAAGCUUUCCCUGACCCUUCCUCACCAGACUAUCUUCAAGUCGACCGGCGUUGUCCAGGUCAACAUCCCCGCCGAGUCCGGAGAGAUGGGUGUCCUCGCCAACCACGUUCCCUCCAUCGAGCAGCUCAAGCCCGGCCUCGUCGAGGUCGUUGAGGAGGGCGGUGCCAACAAGAAGUUCUUCCUACAGAACACAACUGACCAGGGGAAUGACCUCAUGAUUUUAGUGUCUGGUGGUUUCGCCGUCGUUCAGCCCGACUCUCAGCUGAGCAUCAACGCCGUCGAGGGAUUCCCUCUGGAGGAGUUCAGCGCCGACAACGUCAAGUCUCAGAUCACCGAGGCCCAGAAGAUUGCCAGCGGCAGCGGCAGCGAGCAGGAUAUUGCUGAGGCCAAGAUUGAGCUGGAGGUGUUGGAGAGCCUGCAAGCUGUCCUCAAAUAG